AUGUUCAAACACAUCUUGAGAACAGUGCCUCCUAGGCCAAUUAGAGUCUCGACGUUCUCAUUGAUUCGUAUAACUGUGGGUCCACACACCGCCAAAUUACAUACGAGUACAAUCCUUCUAGCCUCAAAAAAGAAUAGCAAAUCAAAAAAGUCUCAAAAACAACAAAAGAUCCAAAUUGAGGACGACAAGAUUCAAGCUGAGGCCGAGGAAGAGGUUGUCACUCCAACAAUAGAUUUCAAAGAUGCCACUUCCAGAUUUGAAUCCAUUUUAGCCAAAUUUGAAAAGUUGGCAAACGAAAUCAAGUUAGGUAAAUUGAACCCCAAAAUCUUUGAUAAUUUGUUAGUCAAUGUGGGUAACCAAAAGGAUGUUGAAGAAGUUCCAUUCAAUACCAUUGCACAAACGUCAGUCAAGGGGAGAAAUUUUGUCAUCACCAUGUUUGAUCCUCUGAAUGCUCAAGCAAUAAUCAAUACAAUUAUAGGCUCAGGUUUAAACAUGAGCGGUGUCAUUGAUCCAUCAAAUAAGUUCAAUAUCAAAGUUCCGUUACCCCCAAUCACAUUGGAGACUAAGCAAAAUGACGUCAAACUUUUAAAAGAGUUGUAUGACAAAUUGAGAAAUAACAAAACGGGGUCAUUGACCGCUGUCAGAGGUGAUGUCAGACAUAAAUUUCAAUCGCAUUUGAAAACUCACAAGUUAUCAGAUCUGGAGAAUAAGCAGUUGAAUCAGUUGGAGAAAUUGCACAAGUUAUAUGUUGACAAACUACAAGAGUCGUUCAAAAAGUUUGAAAAACGUGUAAUGCAAUGA
This is a messenger RNA of Lodderomyces parapsilosis, 801 nucleotides long. RefSeq lists its product as uncharacterized. Gene Ontology annotation, biological process: translation. Gene Ontology annotation, molecular function: ribosomal large subunit binding. NCBI's taxonomy places the organism in Eukaryota, Fungi, Ascomycota, Pichiomycetes, Serinales, Debaryomycetaceae. The record is from RefSeq and is a predicted model, not a curated record. Gene Ontology annotation, cellular component: mitochondrion. The coding region runs from base 1 to 801 and encodes 266 amino acids. The transcript has a single exon.